GGGAGCCGAGGCGCGGCCGGAGCGGUUUGGCAGCUGCACCGGGCAAGAUGGCGGACCGGGAGGAGGCGCUGAGGGAGUUCGUGGCCGUGACCGGGGCCGAGGAGGAGCGAGCGCGCUUCUUCCUGGAGUCGGCGGGCGGAGACCUGCAGAUUGCCCUGGCCAGUUUCUACGAAGAUGGCGGUGACGAGGACAUCAUCACGCUCCCACAGCCGGCCCCCAGCUCUGUUACCAGAGGCACCGCGCCCAGUGACCACAGGGUGACAUCAUUCCGAGACCUCGUCCAUGCUCAGGAAGAGGAGGAAGAGGAGGAGGAAGGGCAAAGGUUUUAUGCCGGAGGCUCGGAGCGCAGCGGGCAGCAGAUCGUCGGUCCCCCCCGGAAGAAGAGCCCCAACGAGCUGGUGGAGGAUUUGUUCCGCGGGGCCAAAGAGCACGGAGCGGUGGCUGUCGACAGGGCCGCCAAAAGCCCCGGAGAGGGCAGCGGCGGCAGGCCGAAACCCUUUGCAGGCGGAGGGUACCGUCUGGGAGCUGCUCCCGAGGAGGAGUCUGCUUAUGUGGCCGGAGAGAUGAGGCACAACGCGGCCCAGGACGUGCAUGUAGUCCUGAAGCUGUGGAAGAGUGGAUUCAGCCUGGACGGCGGAGAGCUGCGGAGCUAUCAAGACCCGUCCAACUCCCAGUUCUUGGAAUCGAUCCGCAGAGGAGAGGUCCCUGCAGAGCUUCGUCGGUUAGCGCGUGGUGGGCAGGUGAACUUGGAUCUGGAAGACCACCGCGACGAGGAUUUUGUGAAGCCGAAAGGAUCCUUCAGGGCUUUCACUGGAGAAGGGCAGAAGCUGGGCAGCACUGCCCCCCAGGUGAUGGGCUCGAGCUCUCCGGCGCAGCAGGCGGAGAACGAAGCGAAAGCCAGCUCCUCGGUCUUCAUCGAUGAGUCAGAGCCCACCACCAACAUCCAGAUCCGGCUGGCGGAUGGUGGGCGGCUUGUCCAGAAGUUCAACCACAGUCACAGGAUCCGUGACAUUCGGCUCUUCAUCGUGGAUGCCCGGCCGGCGAUGGCCGCUACCAGCUUUGUCCUCCUGACCACCUUCCCGAACAAAGAGCUGACAGACGAGGACCAGACCCUGAAGGAAGCCAACCUCCUCAACGCCGUCAUUGUCCAGCGGUUCAUAUAACGGAGCCCGCUGGCCAGCCGCGCGCCUCUCUCAUAU
Messenger RNA from Euleptes europaea (tarantolino), 1199 nucleotides. It is a transcript of the gene NSFL1C, whose product is annotated as NSFL1 cofactor. Gene Ontology annotation, molecular function: ubiquitin binding. Lineage: Eukaryota; Metazoa; Chordata; Lepidosauria; Squamata; Sphaerodactylidae. Gene Ontology annotation, cellular component: nucleus; cytosol. The coding region runs from base 48 to 1163 and encodes 371 amino acids. The record is from RefSeq and is a predicted model, not a curated record. Gene Ontology annotation, biological process: Golgi organization; nuclear membrane reassembly; proteasome-mediated ubiquitin-dependent protein catabolic process. The transcript has 9 exons.